This is a messenger RNA of Guillardia theta CCMP2712, 1224 nucleotides long. RefSeq lists its product as hypothetical. The transcript has 19 exons. Gene Ontology annotation, molecular function: oxidoreductase activity. The coding region runs from base 1 to 1224 and encodes 407 amino acids. NCBI's taxonomy places the organism in Eukaryota, Cryptophyceae, Pyrenomonadales, Geminigeraceae. The record is from RefSeq and is a predicted model, not a curated record.
AUGGAAGGGGGCUGGAACAGGAGCGGAGCGGACGCCAAGAUAGCCAUCAUUGGGGCUGGAACCUCCGGCAUUACUGCAGCUAACCACCUCAAGACUUCUGGCUACAACGAUGUUGUUCUGCUGGAAGCGAACUCAAGGCUGGGAGGACGCGUCAUGAGCACCUUCACUUGCCCUGACACGGGAGUCAAGGAGUUUGCCAGCGUUCCAUUGGAACUUGGCCCUGAGUUCAUUCAUGGCGAUCAGAACAACUUGUUGCUUGACUAUAUCAAGAAGCACUACCCAAGUGUCCCGCUCCUGCAAGCAGCUUGGCCCAAUUACUUUUAUUUCGGCAAGGAGGGGAAGCUGGUGGGGGAGAAGGAGGCCGAGCAGGACAAGGAGCUGAUGAAGAUGAUCGACACGUUCGAGAUGACCGGAGAUCUCGACGCUGAUCUCAUCCCCGAAGAAACUCUCCUGCAGGUGAAAGUUGGGCAGGGAGGAGGUGGUGGUUAUGGUAGUGGAGAAAACAUGGCAAAGGGGCUUGACAUUCGUCUCAACUGGGAGGUCGCUGAGAUCAACUACGAGCAAAGCAAGAUCAAGUUCACUCCUCCACUUCCCGCGCUCAAAGCAGAAGCGACGAAGCUGGUGAAGAUGGGCAACGCCAUGAAGGUGAUUCUCCGCGUCAAGACUCAGUUCUGGCCGGAUGAUCUAUGGGACGUUGUCUGCUCUGAUUCCCUCAUCCCCGAGUUCUGGUUGACUCCGCCAGCUCAAGCUCUCAAGCGAGCCAAGAUGCCGGAAUAUUACAUAGUUGGUUUCGUCUCGGGAGAUCGCGCGAGCAGGUUGGCUAAGUUGCCGCACGCGGAGAUCGCAAGGAAGAUGAUGCUCCAGCUCGAUGCCAUCUUCGGCUCCUCUUCUGAUCCCAACCCGGCGACGAGGGCGUGCACGGGAUUCCUUGUCAAGGACUGGGCUCAGGAGCGGCUUGCUCGCGGGGCUUACACCUUUCCUUCCCCCGACGCUCUCGGCAAACGAGAGGCACUCGCUUCUCCUAUUGACUCUCGCAUCUUCUUCUCGGGAGAAGCGACGCAGACGGGAGUAAAUCCUUGCCUGCAGGCUGCCAUGGAAACGGGUCAACGAGCAGCCAAAGAGGCCAUGGACAGUCUCAAUGCGCAGAAGCAGAGUGAGAAGCGCCUUCUUCCUGUCGACUCAGUCCAGCUGACCCCCACCUGCCCCGCAGAGUCAAGGCUAUGA